AUGUGGAGCCUACUGAAGAGGGUUGUACUUUGGUGCUGCUUCUUCGAUUCUCUUCUAAGUAGCACAGUUGGUACUUCCGGAGCUAAUCGGUGUCUGAUAUGCAACUCCACGCAGACAGGUUGUGACGAGGGACUGCGGAAACUCGUUGGAAACUGUACCGGAGGAAUAGUUGAUAGUUGCUUUUCUCGGAUAGCAGAUGGUGUGGUGGAUCGUGGUUGCCUAUCCCAGCUGUUAUCCAGCGAAGAACGCCAGCAAUGUUCACAAGGAGCAGACAGUUCCUGCAUAGCUUGCACUGAAAAUGAAUGCAACCGUCACACUUGGGUAAAGUGUGCCCAGUGCGAUGAUAGUGGACAGUUGCACGACAGUUGUUCUGAUAAGCAGCAAGCACGGUUUUGUCCACAGUAUCUCCCGGAUGAUAGCUCCUAUGGCAAUUCUCAAGUGGUCAAAGAACCGUCAAUGAGCACCACGAUGAAGGCAUCGUUCUGUCCACACUUCACCACCGACGAUCGCUGCUUUUCACGAAUAUUGGAUCAAGAAUUAGAACGGGGUUGCACUUCGAAGCUCACCCUGCCUGACAAGGUUUGUGAAGACAACAAGAACUGUCUCGUAUGCUCAGAAGAUGGUUGCAACGUAGAGUCAGAGAAUAGCUUGCUCGAGGUGCAAAUGUGUCUGCGCUGUCGCUCAGAUACUGAUGAUACUAUGGAUUGUGAAAAAGCGACCAACGAUCAAGCUAAAGAAUGUGAUAACCUAAUCGAUGAGUGUUACACAAGAGUUCAAGACGGAGUCAUGGAGAGGGACUGUCUAUCCACACUUUCUGAACAGGAUAGGAACAAGUGCCAGAAUGAGGAAGAUGCGUCUUGUGUAUCUUGCGUAGGUCGAGGUUGUAACGUAGAGCAAUGGUUAAGAUGCUACCGAUGCUCUAAGUUGGACAAACCAAGUUGUGCAGCUCCUGAAGAUACCGAACUUUUUGCAGAAUUUUGUGAUGGAUUUCAUUAUAUUGAAGAGAAGUGUUACGCCAAAAUUGUUGGUGACGACGUCAAUCGUGGAUGUGUGACUGAUCUUGGUAUUGAUAUAGACCCAUGUGAAGAUAGCUCUAUGUGUGCCAUCUGCACCGGUGAUGGAUGCAACUAUGCCGAUGAAAGCACAUUGAGGCGCUACAAAGAUUGUGUUAGCUGCAGCACAGAUUAUGAAGGAGAAGCUUGUGAACACACGGAUCAUACAACAACCGUAGUAACCUGCGAUGUUGAAUGUUACACAAGAGUUGCAGACGGCCACUUGGAGCGAGGCUGCCUUUCCAGCACUGAUGAGUUGGUUCAAGCAAAAUGUUCUGAUUCAAGCGAUCAGUCAUGCAUCGUUUGUGACCAGUCGGGUUGCAAUAGCAAUCUGUGGAGAAAGUGUCAUCAGUGCCAAUCUUCCACAAGCCAAACUUGCGCUGAGGAGCAGGAAGACGCUGAAUCCACGUUUUGCAAGGCGUAUAAUUCGCAGGACAAAUGUUACACCAAAAUUAUCAAUGAUCAGGUCGAGCGAGGUUGCCAGUCUGACGCCGGAAGCGAAGUCGACCUAUGCACCAAUGCCGAAGUGUGUGACUUGUGUGAGGAAGAUUCCUGCAACAAAGCUGCCGGUGCAUCGCUUGCCCAUAUUAAAUGCCAACAAUGUUCAUCGGCCGAUAGUCCUGACUGUGCUCUCGAUGGAAUUUUGACACGCAACUGUCUCUCCACAUUGGAUGAGUCGGUUCAAGCAAAAUGUUCUGAUUCAAGCGAUCAGUCAUGCAUCGUUUGUGACCAGUCGGGUUGCAAUAGCAAUCUGUGGAGAAAGUGUCAUCAGUGCCAAUCUUCCACAAGCCAAACUUGCGCUGAGGAGCAGGAAGACGCUGAAUCCACGUUUUGCAAGGCGUAUAAUUCGCAGGACAAAUGUUACACCAAAAUUAUCAAUGAUCAGGUCGAGCGAGGUUGCCAGUCUGACGCCGGAAGCGAAGUCGACCUAUGCACCAAUGCCGAAGUGUGUGACUUGUGUGAGGAAGAUUCCUGCAACAAAGCUGCCGGUGCAUCGCUUGCCCAUAUUAAAUGCCAACAAUGUUCAUCGGCCGAUAGUCCUGACUGUGCUCUCGGUAAUGUUGAGAGUGAAUCAUGCCCUCUCCACAGCGAUCGUUGCUAUAUAGCUGUGGACAAUGAUGGAAUUUUGACACGCAACUGUCUCUCCACAUUGGAUGAGUCGGUUCAAGCAAAAUGUUCUGAUUCAAGCGAUCAGUCAUGCAUCGUUUGUGACCAGUCGGGUUGCAAUAGCAAUCUGUGGAGAAAGUGUCAUCAGUGUCAAUCUUCCACAAGCCAAACUUGCGCUGAAGAACAGGAAGACGCUGAAUCCACGUUUUGUAAGGCGUAUAAUUCGCAGGAAAAAUGUUACACCAAAAUUGUCAAUGAUCAGGUCGAGCGAGGUUGCCAGUCUGACGCCGGAAGCGAAGUCGACCUAUGCACCAAUGCCGAAGUGUGUGACUUGUGUGAGGAAGAUUCCUGCAACAAAGCUGCCGGUGCAUCGCUUGCCCAUAUUAAAUGCCAACAAUGUUCAUCGGCCGAUAGUCCUGACUGUGCUCUCGGUAAUGUUGAGAGUGAAUCAUGCCCUCUCCACAGCGAUCGUUGCUAUAUAGCUGUGGACAAUGAUGGAAUUUUGACACGCAACUGUCUCUCCACAUUGGAUGAGUCGGUUCAAGCAAAAUGUUCUGAUUCAAGCGAUCAGUCAUGCAUCGUUUGUGACCAGUCGGGUUGCAAUAGCAAUCUGUGGAGAAAGUGUCAUCAGUGUCAAUCUUCCACAAGCCAAACUUGCGCUGAAGAACAGGAAGACGCUGAAUCCACGUUUUGUAAGGCGUAUAAUUCGCAGGAAAAAUGUUACACCAAAAUUGUCAAUGAUCAGGUCGAGCGAGGUUGCCAGUCUGACGCCGGAAGCGAAGUCGACCUAUGCACCAAUGCCGAAGUGUGUGACUUGUGUGAGGAAGAUUCCUGCAACAAAGCUGCCGGUGCAUCGCUUGCCCAUAUUAAAUGCCAACAAUGUUCAUCGGCCGAUAGUCCUGACUGUGCUCUCGGUAAUGUUGAGAGUGAAUCAUGCCCUCUCCACAGCGAUCGUUGCUAUAUAGCUGUGGACAAUGAUGGAAUUUUGACACGCAACUGUCUCUCCACAUUGGAUGAGUCGGUUCAAGCAAAAUGUUCUGAUUCAAGCGAUCAGUCAUGCAUUGUCUGUGAACAGUCGGGUUGCAAUAGCAAUCUGUGGAGAAAGUGUCAUCAGUGUCAAUCUUCCACAAGCCAAACUUGCGCUGAGGAACAGGAAGACGCUGAAUCCACGUUUUGUAAGGCGUAUAAUUCGCAGGACAAAUGUUACACCAAAAUUAUCAAUGAUCAGGUCGAGCGAGGUUGCCAGACUGACGCCGGAAGCGAAGUCGACAUAUGCACCGAUGCCGAAGUGUGUGACUUGUGUGAGGAAGAUUCCUGCAACAAAGCUGCCGGUGCAUCGCUUGUCCAUAUCAAAUGCCAACAAUGUUCAUCGGCCGAUAGUCCUGACUGUGCUCUGGGCAAUGCCGAGAGUAAAUCAUGCCCUCUGCAAAACGACCGUUGCUAUACAGCUGUGGACAAUGCAAAUAACCUUAUACGGGGAUGUUUUUCGAACCUGAACGAUGAUCUUCUUGAACCCUGCCAAAAUGAAACAAAUCAGUCAUGUAUCACCUGCGAGGAAACUGGAUGUAAUAUGAUGGUCUGGCCUAUGUGCUAUCGGUGCCAUAGUUCAACUGAGUCCUGGUGUAACGGAGGCUUGACAAUUGACAAACUGAGAUUUUGUGCGUCAUAUAGCAAGACCAACUUUUGCUACGCAUCAAUUGUCAAUGAUGUUCUGACUAGAGAUUGCACAACUGAUAGAAAUGCCAUCUGCAACAAUAACAACGCAUGUGUUGCAUGCAAUAGUACUGGAUGUAAUUCAAUAUCCAGGGAAGAGUUGGAGCAUCCUCACACAUGCUUUCAGUGUAGCUCUAACGAAGGAAGCUGUGACGUGUUGGAAGAAAAAGGGCAGAAAUGCAAACAUCACAGCGAUCGAUGCUACAUGAAGCUUUCGGAAGGUAAACUCACAAGGGGAUGCCUUUCAGAUAUCGUUUCGGAAGAGUGUGAUGUAAAUAACAACUGUCUGGUUUGCGAUGGGAAAGAUUGCAAUAAUCUAGCAUGGCCAAAGUGUUACCAGUGUAGCAACGCAACAAGCGUAGAAUGUUCCAGUACACAGCAAAACAGUGACAGGUUGCAGUAUUGUGUGGACUACCAGGACACAGGGUGUUUCACCAUGGUUGCAGAACAAUCCUUUGUUCGCGGAUGCAUUGCCAGUAUUUCGGGCAAUCAGUGUACAGAUCCGGAAAUGUGCUUCAAAUGCACUGGUCAAGCGUGUAAUCAUCACUCCUAUAGAAGCCUCUUCAGUCCGGCUAAUUGUCAACAGUGUCACUCGGACAGCGGCCCGAGCUGUGUGAAUGGAACCACAGUGUCGAAGCUAUGCAAAGACCCUGACGACGUUUGUUUCUACAGAAAGACCCCCGACCAGAAGGGAAUACAUCGUGGAUGUCUGACGGAUCUUUCCCUGGCAGAACAGGAUAAUUGUCGCAGCCCAUUCAGCCGAUCUUGCCAUACGUGCGACCAGCAGGGUUGCAACAGUGCGAAAUGGGUCGCGUGUUACCAGUGCAGUAGUCUAACGAAUGCAGAUUGCGCGAUGGCGCAGAACGAUGCGACCAAUCUGAAGUUUUGCGAAAAACUGGACGAUCACUGCUUUGAGGAUCGGACUGAACAAGAAAUUCGCAGGGGUUGUGGACUUUUGUACUGUGACCAAAAGAAAACUUGCGUCGAAUGCAACGAGGACGGCUGCAAUGGGAACUCCGGAAGCACAUUGAUGCCACCACACUGUCUCGUGUGCGAAUCCAGCGAUCCGCAAUGCGCCAAUGGUUCCCUGUUCGAUCAGGAUUGCGAGUACCUUAACGAGCCGUGCUACUCUCGGAUAACACGAAAUGAUUCUACUUUAGAUGGAAAACUUCACCGAGGUUGCUUCUCGCAUUUGGUGGAACCUCAUAGAAGCCAGUGUUUGGAAGAUACGGAUCAGUCUUGCGUCACCUGCACCGGGAACUCGUGCAACCGGAACCCGUGGAGAUUGUGCAUACAGUGCAGCUCGGAGAAAGUGGGUAACAAUUGCUCCAGGGAUGCAAGUCCUUUGAAGGCGAGCUAUUGUCAACGGUAUAAGCAAGAUGAUCGAUGCUUUGCGAAGGAAGUCGAUGGAAAAGUAUUGCGUGGUUGUGAAUCAGAUGACAACACCAUGGAAAACGUGUGCGAAGGAUUGGACACGAAGCAUUGUUUCUUGUGCGAGAAAGACCACUGCAACGAUAAGUCGUUAAAUGCAGCGUUGCGUUUACCGCAAUACUCGUUUACAUUGUAUAUUUUUAUGGUCACUACUAUACACAUACUCCGGUCCUUUUAA
Molecule: messenger RNA, 5481 nt
Organism: Anopheles coustani
Lineage: Eukaryota; Metazoa; Arthropoda; Insecta; Diptera; Culicidae
Exons: 16
Coding region: 1-5481 (1826 amino acids)
Source: RefSeq, a predicted model, not a curated record